Rotaria socialis is the source of this 1443-nucleotide messenger RNA. The record is from the annotation of a GenBank genome assembly. Lineage: Eukaryota; Metazoa; Rotifera; Eurotatoria; Philodinida; Philodinidae.
AUGAAACGCCCGGCUGCUAGUGUCGGGCAACAGCCAACAACGUGGCUUUUGUUCAUUAUACGUUUACAAAAAUAUUUCAAACUGCAAUAUUCCUUAACCAUAUUUAUUGUUUUUAUUGUUUUAACAUAUUUACGUAUUGUCAAUUAUACUCCUACGGUUCAAAUGAUAAUUACGAGAUCAGAAAUUAUUAUCGAGGAAGAAAUAAUUACUAUUAAUUUUACACUUUUGAAUAAAUGUAAUUCGCGUGAAAGCAAAUCAUUAUUUCGUUCUACUCCAUUAAAUAAUAAUGAUAGUCGACCGCAACCCACUAUCCAACGAUUGAACAAACUUUUUCGAAUUCUUAUUUCUCACGAGGAUCGAUAUCGGCAAAUAUUUAAUUAUUUAGGAAUAUUUCGUUUUAGUGAUUUCCGUAAUACAUUGCGUCCAUUGGCUAAUAACACCGAACGAUUAGAAAAUAUUUUAUGUCGUUUUCAACAAUAUAUGAAUAUAUCUGACGAUGGCCAUAUUGAUAUAAAACCAAGUUUCAUUGAUUAUUUACGACAAGUUUCGAUUUAUUUAUCGGACGGUUUCAAAAAUCAACAUUCAGCUUGGAAUAAAAUUUCAAAAGAUAAAAUCCAAAAACCAGUUAUCAUUCUUGCUGCCAAUGCUCAAUUUUACGAUACAUUACAAGCAUCAAUGCGUACUAUUAACGAACAUUUACAAAAUCACACCAUUGCUAUUUAUGAUCUUCAAUUUAAUCCAAAUCAAUUAAGUAUGAUCAAAGCGAAUUGUGACCGAUGCAUCAUCAUUCCAUUUCCAUUUGCUCAAAUUGAACCUGUUGCUGGACAUAUUCGAACUAUAGGCAAUUUUGCUUGGAAACCAAUCGUAAUUCAGGAUGCUAUACAACGAUUUGGUUCUAUUAUUUAUGGUGAUACAUCCAUUCGUUAUAAAACAUCAAAUUUCGAUCGUUUAUUGGUUGAUAAUUUAAUUCGUGGUUUUUCAUGUCGUGAAUUGCCUGGACAUUAUUUACCAUGUUUCACAUUAACCCGAACUUUUUCGUGGUUUAAUGAAACAUUUUCCACAUUUAAUGAUAUUUAUAUUGCUGAAGCAGGUUUUCUAGCUGUGACCGAUAAUUUUCUAUCACGUCUUAUACUUAAAACAUGGGUAACAUGUGCACUAGAUUCGAAUUGUAUAGCACCGUCGAAAUCAAAAAGUCAAUGUAAACGUGUGAGUGGUACGAGAAUUAUACAUCGUUAUGAUCAAUCAGCAAUGGUAACUGCGCUUUCGUUUUAUUUUUUUCCGAGUCCACGUCAAAACGAUAAAACGGAUCCAGCACCGUAUGAUAUGUAUACAUCAAUACAAGAAAAAGUAGCCGAAGUUCGACGUUUCGAAGGCGAUCAGAAUUAUUUUACCCGUCGACCAGCACUUCAAAUGCAACAGAACAGUUCAACAGCAACUGUAUAG